Molecule: messenger RNA, 7841 nt
Organism: Astyanax mexicanus (Mexican tetra)
Lineage: Eukaryota; Metazoa; Chordata; Actinopteri; Characiformes; Acestrorhamphidae
Product: cadherin-related family member 1
Exons: 17
Coding region: 154-2811 (885 amino acids)
Biological process (GO): homophilic cell-cell adhesion
Cellular component (GO): plasma membrane; catenin complex
Molecular function (GO): cadherin binding; calcium ion binding
Source: RefSeq, a predicted model, not a curated record
UUCAGGGUGGAGGAGUGUGGGUACGUCACUGGAUUAGAACGAGUGAAGCUGCGACGCCCUUCUCCAGCUCAGCUAAACUCAGCCCGGCGGGAAAACGUCUCCAGAAGGACGCAGACUUCGUCUCGCUCUCCGCAUGAGCCUCCUCCACCCGCAAUGCCCACCUGCAGGAUGAAGGGUCCGCACACGCUUCGGCUCGCUCUGGUCCUGCUGCUGCUCCGGGUCCAGCUCGGACAAUCAGACUUUGCUCCAUACUUUUAUGAUAAUGGACCGAGCAGCACCAAUGGGAACAUGGCGCUGUUCAGCAUUUCUGAAGACACUCCAGUGGGAACUCAGGUGUACACCCUGAACGGAACUGACCCUGAGGGAGACGGGGUCCGGUACGGCCUGACCUUCGAAAAAGGGUCUAAGGAGUACUUCAGAGUCGACCCCAAGUCCGGCAGGGUCACUCUGAUCUCAGCGCUGGACAGAGAGGUAGAAAAUGAAAUUUCUCUGCUCGUCAGCAUCACUGAUGGCAGGAAUAAGGUGGUGGAGAACGGGCGGGUGUUUGUAACGGAUGCUAACGAUGAAAAGCCAGAGUUCCUGAACCUGCCCUUCAUCGUCAACGUUCCCGAGGACACUAAAGCAGGAAGCAGUAUUUUCACGGUCCAGGCUGUGGAUAAAGACCUGGGCUCGGGCGGCAGCGUCACCUACUUCCUACAGACCUUUCCCAAUACCAAAUUUACCAUAGAUGGUCACAGUGGGGUCCUCCGCAUCAAACCUGGUGAAUUUCUGGACUACGAAACAUCCAAAACUCAUUUUGUCACUGUGGUUGCUAAGGACGGUGGAGGGAAGUAUAAUGGACAGCAUCAGGUGAUGUCCUCUUCAGCCACCGUCACCAUCAACGUCCUCGACGCCCAGGAUUCUCCUCCUACCUUUGUGGGAACACCGUAUUUCGGAUAUGUCUACGAAGUUUCAGUUCCUGGAUCAGAGAUAUUCACUGUUUUUGCCAAAGAUGGAGACCAGGGCAACCCCAACCCUAUCCAGUACUCUAUAGUAAACGGCAGCGACGGCUCCUUCAGCAUGAACAGCUCGAGCGGCUGCAUCACUCUGACCACGUAUCCCGUCCAACUGAGGAACGAGCUGUACGAACUCAAAGUCCAGGCGUCAGAGUUCGGUCCAGAAAACGAACUGCUGGACUUCUCCACCACCCUGGUGACCAUCCGAGUGGUGGACCUCAACAACCACCCACCCACGUUUUACGGUGAGAACGGCCCACAGAACCGGUUCGAGCUGACCAUGUACGAGCACCCACCUGAGGGGGAGAUCCUACGAGGCCUGAAGAUCACUGUCAACGACUCCGACCAGGGGGCGAAUGCUAAAUUCAGACUGCGGCUGGUGGGACCUGGUCGAGUUCUCAGAGUGGUCCCUCAGACAGUGCUGAAUGAAGCCCAGGUCACCAUUAUUGUAGAGAACUCUACUGCCAUCGACUACGAAAGAUAUACGUUUUUAUCUUUCAAGCUGCUAGCAAUUGAAAUUGACACACCGGAGCGUUUCAGCGCCACAGCAGACAUUAUCAUCCAUCUGCUGGACACUAAUGAUAACACCCCCAAGUUCUCCACUGACUAUUACAUCGCCAGGAUUCCAGAGAACUCACCCGGAGGCUCCAACGUCGUAUCCAUCACUGCUACAGAUCCGGACUCCGGGCUCUGGGGGGAAGUGAAGUACUCCAUCUACGGCUCGGGAGCUGAUCUGUUUCUCAUCCACCCGACGUCAGGAAUCGUCUACACGCAGCCGUGGGCCACUCUGGAUGCUGAAGUGAAGUCAAAGUAUAAUUUCUAUGUGAAGGCCGAGGAUACAGAGGGUAAAUACAGCCUGGCGGAAGUGUUCGUCACCGUGCUGGACCAAAACGACCAUCCACCAGAGUUCAAUGAAAACUUCCUGGAGAAGACUAUGAUCAUCGGUGCUCCUGUAAAAGUAGAGGCAGUGGAUGAUGAUGCUGAAGAACCCAAUAACGUCAUAGAGUACUCCAUCAUGAAGGCUGACCCGGAAAACGUUUUUGAUAUUAACACCAGCACCGGCGAGAUCAAGCUCAAACCGUUCAUCAAGUCCAUGGAGAUCGUGCAGAACAUCACCAGACAGAAAGACUGCAAGUGGUCGGUGGUAGUGCAGGCACGCGACCGCGGCUCUCCAUCCUUCACCACCACCGCUGUGGUGAAGAUUGACAUCACUGAGGCGAAUCCUCUCUCGGGCCCCAUGGCGGCCUUUUUAAUGCAAAGUAGGGACAAUCCGAUGAAAGCCCUAGGCAUGGUGGCCGGGGUCAUUAGCGUAAUGGUAAUGAUCACAGUGUUGAUCUCCACGGCGAUAUACAUGCGCAACUCAAAGUCCAACAGGAUCGUGCCGGCCCGGCGCAUCAUCCGGCGCAGGCGCAAGGAACAGCAGCACUGGAACUUCAAAGCACCCUUCGGAUCGUCCGAAGGACCGGAUAGGCUUGUGGCCGACGACGUGGAGAGCAACGUCCCCAACCGCAACAAGAACAACAGUGGUUCUUGGCCCAAGCCACCCCCACCUAGUGCUCCGGUCCUGCCUCCGCCGCCGGUGGCCAACCCCAGGCUGGUCGUCGAGCGGCAGAAGUCAGCGGUGCCCACGGUCUCAGGGUCCCUGAGCUCUAGGAGCUACAGUCGUACCCCCAGCCAGAAAUCCAUCGCCAGCAAGGAUACGGAAGGUCGGCCCAGCCAGAGCAAAGAGGGAACCAUCAGUUCAGCGCUGGUGUCCGAGCUGAAAAAGAGGAUGGAGCAGAAGAUCAUUGAAGCAAACCAAGGCUAUUACUACUGAAGAGUGGGUUAGCAUGAAUGCUAACUAUUGAAACCAGUGGGUUAGCAUGGAUGUGGACUACUGAAGUUGCUGGGUUAGCAUAGAUAGAUGCUAUUGGACCUGUCGGACUUGUGGGGUGGUGGAGUUUUGACUCUGUAAGCUCAUGCUGAAUGUCCUCUGUUGGGAUGGAGGUGCAGCACUGCAGAACUGAUUACAGGGGUUUACUUGGCGGGAUACAAAUGUUGUGACAUCCAGUUAGCCAGUUGGGAUGGAGAAGUGUCCAACUGGUUAAAGCUGAGAUAACGCUUCUGCUUGUUCUGUAUGAAGCACAGGCAAACUUAUAUACACUUCUGUAACUCUUAACGCUUAGGAAAUGGAAUGAGCAACUUUAGCGUAGCGUAAAAACUGAACCUGAUGAAUCUUCGUCAUCAGCUGUAAAUCUCAGCAGAACUGCAGCUAAACAGGUAGAACAGGUAGAUAGGCAGAUAGAAAAGAACCAAGAACAGGGAGGUUCUAGAUGUAGAUGUUAAAGAAGUUAAAAUAAUGUGCGCUCGUCUUCUCGUACAGUAUGUAAAUGUGUGUUUUAAUGCUAAUCAGCUUCCAAUGCACCACUUCAAAUCAUUUAGGCAGCUUUAAGACGAGCCCUCAGGUUCUUAAGGGAGCUCAGCGCUGUACUGCCCUCUGCAGGCCAAGGUGGGCCUUUACAUUUACUCGUUACAUUUACUUUACACUGAACAGAGACAGAGCAGGAAAUUAGGAACCUUCAUCACAAUCGUGUACACAAAGCAGAAUGUUUGUUAUUUGAAUUUGUUAUUUGAUUUAAAUGUGAAUGUCGAGGUUAAGCUGAUUUUUUUUUGUAUGAUUUUUGUAAAAAUGUUUAAAAACAAAAAACUGUAUAAAAUGUUCCUGCAGCUUAAAAUACUGUGAUAUUUAUUGAGCUGGAUAUUAUAACGCUGGGAGGUGGGUUAGAAGCUCUGACUAUUUUGUAAAAUUCGAUUAAAAAAAGGAAUAUCCAGAAUGAUAUGCAUGUUUCAAUAGCGGUGAUCAAAUCUUAAGGUAGAAAUUGAUUAUAAAAACAACAACAUUAUAUUACAAUUUUAGGAUAUUUACAAUGUAUUAAAAAUGCACAAAUUAUUAUGGUAUAUAAAAAUGUUAGUGUGCAUUUUUCCUCAUCUUAAAAACUUUUUUAAUCUAAUUAUUUUAAUUUUGCUUACAUACAAAAUUAUUAGAAAUUUGUUUUUGAAUUUUAAGAGUGGUUAUACAAUAAAUAAACAAAAUGGCAACUAAAGAAAACGUAAAGAAGAGCUUGGAGCAACCACCUUUUUAUCGCAGCAUAACUAUGCAAAUUACAUUUUAUUGCAAAGAUCCCAUAUUACCAAUUACUAAAAAAUGUAAAAUAUUAUAAACAUGUAUAAUUAAAUAAUUAAUUUAAUAAAUAUAUAAGAAAAAGGAAUUACCAUACAAAUGCACAGGAAAGCCACCACAUAUUUGUAUUUACUGAAAUUUAUUUAAACUCUGAAGAAAAAAAAAAUCAGAAGUAAAUGAAAAUGAAACACUUUUCCAGUGUAUUUGUGUUGUUUGCUACCAAAACCACUUGAUGAGAAGUCACAUUGUAUAUAUAUUAACAAGCUUAAUAGAAGUAGGUUUAGGCUUUUGUGGUGGAAUUGAAGGCAGCAUAUGAACAUAACCAGUAAAACCUUUGAAAAUCACCACCUUUACAAUAACUACAAUAAGUAUUUAAAUGAUUCACACAGUAUUUAUUAGUACAAGUGUUAGAUUUAUGAAACUAAGCGUUCAAAAUAUACCAAAAAUACCCAGGUUCAGAAUAAAAAUCAAAACACAAAAAUAUCAAAAGUAAAAUAAAAGAAAUCAAAGAAAUUAAAGAAAAUCAAAAGUAUAAGAGUUAUAUAUAUAUAUACUAUAUAUUCUCUGUCUUGACUGAGUUAUAUGAACUUAAUACACAUUAAGAGCCCACAAAUACAGCUACAAACCACAAAAGUAUAUAAUAGACACAACAAUAAAAGCUUAAUUUUCCUACAAGUACAACCGUUCAACUAAUAUCACUCAUUUGUAUGCCUACAGGACGCCAGAGCAGCCAAAACUUUAAGUACACAUAAAACUUACCAGCCAAGCAGCCUAUUACUUGCUUUCACGUUGAAGGGUAGCCUUUAAAAAGGAUUUUUAAUAUAAUAUGACACAAUAUCUGUCUCAUUUCCAUGAUAGUUAGCUAAAUAUUGCAUUAAUGCAGCAUGCGCUCUCCGUUUUACCACUAAUCAAUGCACGUAGCGUAACCCCUUCAUCCGAGUGCAGAGAAGGCAUUAGACAGCCAUGGCCCCGCCCCCGCUGUGAAAAUCAUGAAUCUGAUUGGUUAGAUUGUCCUAUGACUUUGCUAACAGACUCAUUACUACACCCUUCUCAAAAUCAGGAGAAGGGUCCAUGCAGGCACGUGAGCAGAAGCCAUUUUCAAAAGCUUUGAUUGGUUAAAACAGCUGUCGGUCAGAUAAGAGUCCUGUAGCAACUGAAAAACACAGACUAAUGCUUUGAAUUAGUUGCUGUUUUUUUUAUUUUUGUUAAUUUACAAUAAUUAUAUUAUAUACUUCCUGAUAAAAAAAAAACAAUUAUUUACAUUAUUUACACUUUUUGUCACCCCUUCUCUGAAGGGUUAUAAGGGCCUCACUGCACACCACUGAACAAACUUAACACUGACAAUUGACAUUGACAUGUUAAACUGAGUAGUGAACAUGGCCCUGUAAAUAAUACAACUAGUAAUAUCUUUGUUUUGUACAUGGUACUGUUUUCAUUAUCAUUUGGAUUUUUGCUAACACUGAUUUCUAUUUUAUGAAGAAAACAAAUCUGAGAACCAAAAGAGAGUUGGUUCUCCAAAGAUGCUGGUUUACUCUUAAAUCAAAAUUCUAAAUUCUGCUUCUCAAUUCUGAAUAAAACUUUGGGCCUCAAUCAGCCCUCUGCUUCCUCAUUCAGUAUGUAAAUAAACUGAAUAAACUGCUGUCUACUACAGAGAACACUGAAUAAAAACUGUGAUAUAAAAGGGGUAAAAAUGACUGUACAUUUCUGAAAUCUUACAAAAUGAAAGUUAAAGAAUCUAAUUUUGAAGAAACAAAUUCAUUAAUAGCAAAGAAACAAAAUAACAGAAGAAAAAUGAAUCAAUCGCCCUCUUGUUGCUGUACAAUGUGAAAUCUGCAAUGGCUGAUUUUUUUUUAUAAUAAAAGUCCCUCUGUGCUUUGAUCCCAGACCCAGUAUCUCCAUAUACAAAAAAAUAUUGUCAGGUCUCAGGAGGAUAUUAUAUAAUUUACAUAAUAACUGUGUACUAUAUAUACCUAAAAUUUUCAAGUAAUUAUAUGCAAUAAAAUCUAUAAUAUGUUAUUAAUGCAUACACCCAUCUGCCACCACCAAGUUAUAUCUACUUAUGCAAGAAUAUGAUUUGGUCACCACUUUUUAAACCUGAUGAAUUCUGCAUAUUAGUUUGAUUAGAACUUCAGAUUCUUCUGAUUCUAUUCUACAGCUUUCUUAGACAGUAGCAUCUUACUGAUUAUUUGAAAAAUAACACAUAAAAGUCAUUACACAUUUAUCAUAAAUCCAAUCAAAUAUAUCUAACAGUACUGAAAACACUUUUUCGUAUUUAUCAAACAUCUCAGAAUGAAACGAGCUACACCAAUUAGCCAAUACAUUAAAACCACUGCGACUGAGGUGAAGUAAAUAACACUGAUGAUAUGGUUUCAGCAGAUCCUCUAACGUGGUUGUAUAAUAGGCAGUGAAGGAACAGUCAGUUCUUAAAAUUUUGGAUCAUGGUGUUCAAGGCUCACAGAUGCUCAUAGAGGCUCCGCCCACUUUACAACUUACAGGACUUAAAGCAUUCUUUGUAACAUAAAUCUUAGUGCAGAAAUCCCAGAACAGCUGUAGAGGUCUUCUGGAGUCCAGGUCUCAAAGUGUGUCAGAGAUUUUGUGGUGUCACGAACAGGAUGUGUCUUUUUUAGGCAGGUGUUUUUAUUGUUAUGGCUGAUGGCUGGUUGUACAUUAAAUGGUGAGGUCUGAUCUGAGGUCAGGGGUCUUAUUCUGAUAUGACUGAUAUGAUUAAUAAAUGGCUAUUGACUGACUGACAGGUGCUGCUCAGUGGAUGAAUCAUAGUUGGACAAUAUCUUCUCCAGCUUUCUGAUCUAAAAGCUUCUAGUCAUCUCCACCAGAUCCUGCAAGGUUCUUCAGAUAUUCUUCAGAUGACCAGAACCAUGUGACGUUUUAAACAGGACUUUUGUGAUCAUUUAUAUUGUGUACAUUGAUUGUAUGGCAGAAGGUUUGCAUGAUUGGCAUGAAAUUGGACGUAAUGAUGAUAAGUGUGGAUGAGCUUUCGGUUUGAGCUCCUUGAGAUUGAGCUGUUUUGCUCACACUGUGUAGUUUUUUUAGCAAGCUCCAGAAUUCCAAACUGGGAAUUUCACAGAUAGGGAAUAGGAUUCUGCAGCUCUUUGCAUCCAGUUCAGAAAUGUCUACAAUAGUGUAGGAAUUUUGAAAAAAAAACUUUUCUUUUGCUUCCUUCUAAAAUCUCCAGUCUUCAUUAAAAUGUUUGAGAUGAUAUGUUUAGAUCAGACCAUCACACAAACCACAAAAAUAAUAAUAAGUAAAUAAAUAUACAAAUAAAUAAAAUGCUGGAAAUUAUCCGAUUACUUUUCUUGAGCGAUUUACAGAGAAAGAAAAAGGGAAAAGUUGUACUACUGAAAGACAUAAUGAACUUUUUAAGGCUAAUGUUCCUCUGCUGAUUGGUAGAGAUGGUUAACAUUAGCGGAAUGUUAAAGAUUUAAAGGAUUAAAUGCAGAAUUAAUAAUUUCAGUUGGGAUGAUAAAUUCCUGUUUAUGGUGAACACAGUUUGUUGUAAUAAAGUUGUAAUGCAUGGUACAGUUAUUUAACACUGCCUAAUGUAGCACUUUUCUGAAACAGUUCAUGUUGUCCAGGUUUGAUGUGAUGUUCCUCAGAAAUUGACUGUACUCUAUAUUUCAUGUCUUUUUAUUGUCUUUGUAUUAUUUUGAUUAAAUAUGUACAAACCA